ACGGCUACUUAGUCCUUAGAUAAAGUACACUAGGAUGAAAGUCGCAGAAAAGUUAUUAGUCAUUCCCAAGUUUGCGAGACGGUUUUGAAGUUCAGCCUUUUUGGCAACGCGUUUUUGAGCUCGUUAACAAAUGUUACUUUUAGUCCGCGUUCGAUUUUUGUCAUACUGGAGAGUAUGACUUCCCAAAUUGACUCAAAAUAUGUGUUUCCAGAGGAUGUACGUCCACAACCACUGAAUAAUUUUACAACACAGGAGACCUGCUUGCCUUUCAGCGUGGAAGCGCUUAUUUCAGACAAGAGCCCACGUAUACGACCGGGAAAUGUUGACACAACGAGGAAAGGUUGUUAUCCGACUAAAAUACGGUCUCCUGCCUCAAACGAGUUACCACAACGCGUUGUGCGAGACGCUCCAGUCAAAUCUCAGUCGUUGGAAAGGGGAGACUGCACGCCUUGGAUGACCCGCUCGGAGAUCCCUACACCGCCCCGGCAGCUCAGUCCAACAGUGUGUUCUUUGAGAAAACACAAGACCAACCGGAAGCCUCGCACUCCCUUCACCACCUCCCAGCUCCUGGCCCUGGAGAGGAAGUUCCGCCAGAAGCAGUACCUGUCCAUCGCCGAGCGGGCCGAGUUCUCCUCCGUGCUGACCUUAUCCGAGACCCAGGUGAAGAUCUGGUUCCAGAACCGCAGAGCCAAAGCCAAGCGACUCCAGGAGGCAGAGGUGGAGAAGCUGAAGAUGGCCGCCUGUGUAGGGGGAAAAGCCGUGUUCCCGAGCUCAUGCUACUCGUCUUCCUCUGCUCCUUUCCCUUUCCGCGUUCCCCCGCAGCUGGGGUCAUCUCUGCUGUAUGGACACAGCUUUUCAUACGCACGCACUCCCAUCAUGCCCGCUGCCGCCGCCGCCGCACAUCUGGCUAUGUUCAGAGCCCCGUUGGGAUUCAACCUGUUCCACCUCUCCUGAGACCAGGGGACACACGUGGGGGGUCUGGUGCCUGAACCAGCACCCAGCCGUGAGGACUAGCAAUAUGCUCAUUGGAUAUAGGGAUAUUAUGGAAUUAUGCACCUUAGUAGAGAUUCUAUUGGCCUCAUCACUUUAUCCAAAGAGGACCCAUAGGUGGAUUUGAAUCUGCAUGUACAUGACCUGUCUUUUUCUAUGUUUGUUUUAUUAUAAAAUUAUACACAGUUCAAUUCACAACCUCUGGGUUCCUCCAGGUUGGAUUGAAGGACUAUGAAACCCGGCCAGCAGCAAUGAGAUUCUCUUCCUGUACAGAAGAGUUCUGCAGCCAUGGGAACUACGGUAAUGGAGUUCAAAUUGAUUUUGGGCCCCUGUAUUUGAUAAUUUCAUUCAAUGCCAGAUUAAGUUUAUACAGCCUUAAUCCUCUGCUGUUUAAUGUACAAUGCAGUCCUAGCAUUGUACAUUAAACAGCAGUACGGUGGGCCUCUUCCAUCCAUUUGUUUACUGUUACUUAGUGGAAAGACUAUGUUUUCAUAAAGUCCCCUAAAUCAUGAACUUCGAUUACUAAAUAUACUGUGGCUUGUCAAGUGUAGGUAUGCAAUUUAUUAUUCCAAAAUUAAAUCUAAAAGCCAUUCAUAUUUUUUUUCUUUUGAAAACGCAAUCAAGCAAGUGGGUCUUGCUUUACUUUUUAUUGUUCUUAAUUUUGGAAAAUGUAGUUGGAGAAAAACAUUCCUGUUGAUUCAUGUUGGCUUAAAAUGUCCGCCGGUCAAUGAUUACAAUCCCCUCCGAUAAAGUAACAACACUUGAACAAUAUUAAACCAGCCAGUACAAAGAAAAGUAUAUUAGUAAAUAAAUUAUUAAAUCAUAUAUUAAAGCAAAUCGUGAAUUUACGCAGACUUGAGGUUUUACGUCUUUGACCUCUGGAGUCCUGAGGGGGUGCAGGCCAGCGAAGGGCUUGCAGGUCUUAAUGCUGCGGUCAAUUGCAGAAAUGAAAGGAUCCACAAGGCAAGUUUUUUUUUUUAAUUUUACUUCUUUUGUGGGUUUUUUUUGUUGUCUCUUUUUUUUUUAUUUCAUCUAUUAAUAAUCAAUUGAUAAUCAUUAAUUGAUUAAUAACCAUGUUUUUUAUUGCUUGCAGGUUCGAAAUAAAGACAAUCAAUCAAUCAAAGCAUAAGUUACUAAGCUAUUUAGCUUAUUAAUCGCCUUUAAGGGUUUACACAAGAAUGUGGUUAAGCAUGGCUCAAACCGUGACUGACACAAUGUUAACGCAGUUUGGAGCUUUUGUUUCAGGGAUCGCCUGGGUGGCCAAGUAUGUCCAUUAUAUGGCUAAAGCUUUGAAUAAUAUCCACAGGAAGUGUUAACAUGUCUGAGAAUGACUUAAUUCCAAACAUGUGUUCCCAUAUUUCGCAUUUGGAUAUCAACAGAAAUAGGGUUUGACAUCCCCGGGAAUUUUCGGCAUGACUGCUAUUAAUUUUCAGGUGGAAACAUGUUUUAUUGUACUCGCUCCCAUUGUUAUUUCACUCCCUGACAUAUUUCCAGGGUAAAUGUCAAACAGUCUCUGGCUUAAUUGUGCUUGACCUGUGAUUUUGGUUGCAAAACAGCAUGUAAAAUGAUGUGUAGACUAAAUGGGAAAAUUGUGAUUUGUUUUUCCUAUUUCUCUCAGCCCCUUAAUAACUUAACUAUUGUUUCCAUUUGCUUAUAUUUCAAAGGCCAUUUCCUCCCCUCAAAUUGGAAAUUAAACCAAGCGUUAAACUGG
Gadus morhua (Atlantic cod) is the source of this 2701-nucleotide messenger RNA. RefSeq names its product homeobox protein MSX-2-like. Lineage: Eukaryota; Metazoa; Chordata; Actinopteri; Gadiformes; Gadidae. The transcript has 2 exons. Gene Ontology annotation, molecular function: DNA-binding transcription factor activity, RNA polymerase II-specific; RNA polymerase II transcription regulatory region sequence-specific DNA binding. Gene Ontology annotation, biological process: embryonic morphogenesis; regulation of transcription by RNA polymerase II. The record is from RefSeq and is a predicted model, not a curated record. The coding region runs from base 175 to 954 and encodes 259 amino acids. Gene Ontology annotation, cellular component: nucleus.